Molecule: messenger RNA, 770 nt
Organism: Liolophura sinensis
Lineage: Eukaryota; Metazoa; Mollusca; Polyplacophora; Chitonida; Chitonidae
Product: pre-mRNA-splicing factor SPF27-like
Exons: 7
Coding region: 2-733 (243 amino acids)
Biological process (GO): mRNA processing
Cellular component (GO): precatalytic spliceosome; catalytic step 2 spliceosome; Prp19 complex
Source: RefSeq, a predicted model, not a curated record
CAUGGCGGAGCGAGAAGUUGUGGUUGAUGCAUUGCCGUAUUAUGAUCAAGGGUAUGACGAACCUGGUGUUAGAGAAUCGGCUAUAGCAUUAGUGGAAGAAGAAACAAGGCGUUAUAGGCCAACCAAGAAUUACCUGGAAUAUUUACCACCGCCAAAUUACAAUGCCUUUGAGACUGAUAUAAUGAAGGCGGAGUUUGAGAGGUUACAGGCUCGACUGCCAAUGGAAAUGUUGAGCAUGAAGAGGUACGAGCUGCCACAGCCCCCGGCAGGUAAACUCAACGACAUCACAGCAUGGACAGAGUGUCUGGAGAAUUCCCAGGCUCAGUUAGAGCAUCAGGCUCUCAGAAUACUGAAUUUGGAUCUGAUGUCUGAGUUUGGUGCAUCGGCGUGGAAAGCUCACAUCACAGUACUCGUUCAGAUGGUGGAUAAUGCGCAGAAGCAGCUGGGAGAGUUGCGCAAGCACAUCCAGGAAAUAAAUUGGCAGAGAAAGAAUGAACAGUCUGCUGCUGGAGAAAAGCUGAAGAAUUUGGAAGCCAGCUGGGUGGGACUUGUGAGUAAGAAUUACGAAAUAGAACGAGCCUGUGCUGAACUUGAAAAAGACGUAAAAGAUGGAGGUCUCAAGAAGGUAGGUAGACUAUAUUCCUGUGAAAACAUUAACCAAAGAAGACAAUUGGUACAAGACCAGUUGUUUGAGGGAACUCUCAUUGGCUUUAGCUAUGGGGUUGAAAGUUAAAAAAAGUGUUCAUCUUAAACAUUUUUGAGAGCAGUUU